AUGGAGACUGGUAUCACGUGCUGUGCUCGUGGGAUGUUCUUCCUAGCCUUGACGUACUCACACUUCUGCAAAUACGCGUGCUCCGAAGAAGUUCCCGAGCUUCAAGACAUGGGAGGCCCUGCUGAAGGUGGAUUCAGUGUUGCUUUCGACCCACUCGACGGCUCUAGCAUUGUUGAUACGAACUUCACCGUAGGUACCAUCUUUGGGGUGUGGCCUGGUGACAAGUUAACCGGUGUAACAGGACAAGACCAAGUUGCUGCAGCGAUGGGAAUUUUCGGUCCUCGGACGACAUAUGUUCUCGCACUUAAGGACGUCCCCGGCACCCAUGAAUUCCUCCUCCUUGAUGAAGGAAAAUGGCAGCAUGUGAAGGACACCUAUGAGAUUGGUGAAGGAAAGAUGUUCUCCCCUGGGAAUUUGAGAGCCACAUUUGACAACCCUGAAUACGAUAAGUUGAUCAACUAUUAUGUGAGAGAGAAAUACACAUUGAGGUACACUGGUGGAAUGGUGCCUGAUGUCAACCAGAUCAUUGUAAAAGAGAAGGGUAUUUUUACAAAUGUGGCCUCACCAUCUGCCAAGGCCAAGCUGAGAUUGUUGUUUGAGGUUGCACCAUUGGGGUUUGGUUCGAAAGCCGAGAUUAUCCGGUUCGAAGAAACUCUAUACGGAUCAUCGAGGCUCAGUGCAGGGGUCCCUGUUGGAGCUUCUGCCUAAAUAAACAAUGUUUCACUUGUUUUCGUUUUCAGACAUUUUUUUUUUCCUUGUACCUUAA
Molecule: messenger RNA, 766 nt
Organism: Hibiscus syriacus
Lineage: Eukaryota; Viridiplantae; Streptophyta; Magnoliopsida; Malvales; Malvaceae
Product: sedoheptulose-1,7-bisphosphatase, chloroplastic-like
Biological process (GO): gluconeogenesis; fructose metabolic process; fructose 1,6-bisphosphate metabolic process
Cellular component (GO): cytoplasm
Molecular function (GO): fructose 1,6-bisphosphate 1-phosphatase activity
Source: RefSeq, a predicted model, not a curated record